UUCAUCAUCCAGGCAACUUCCUCCCAGUUUGAUCCCUCGGCCAGCUCCGGAAGUCACUGUCACCGGCACUGUCCCAGCUGCUCACCUCGCCUGCGUCGCUGGCCUCGUCCGUGUCGGUGUGGCCGUUCAGAAGGCACAUAGAGGAAGUUUCUCCUUCCUUCUCUUUCUCUGUAAUCGAAGGAAGUUCCGCCGUCGCCGACAUCGUUACUCCAUUCGACCUCUCCUCCUGCAUCGCUACUCCGUUCAACUCCUGAUUGGCUUUCAUAAGGGUUCUUCCGUACCAAAUAAAGUCAGUGGAACCGGCAAUAUCCUGAAUAUUUUCAAAAUCAGUUGCUUCUCAUUGUGGCACAGCAGCAGAAUAGUUGUGGCUGAAUUCUCAGUAUGGCAGAUUCUGAUGAAGUGGCAAAAUCUGCUGAAAACCAGCAAACAGAGCAAGUGUGCAGCUUCUUCAGGAAACCAAUCAAUAAGAAGAAUAUAAGGAAACGUGCUAUUGAUAGUGAAGAUGAGGGCGAUGAUUCAAAAAAUGAAAACUCUUUGUUGCAUGCUCAGAAGAAGGCUCCGAAGCCUGACAAUAAGUUGUACUUUUCAACUGGCCCCUCGAAAAGCUCUGUGUCUACUGACCCAAGUGAAGAAUCUGAAAAAACCGGUUUUCAUUUCGAGUCUUCGAAAGAGAUUCAAGUUCAACAUGAUAGCAAAGCAACAGCAACUCUAGAGACAGAGACUGACUUUUCCAGAGAUGCUCGUGCGAUCCGUGAACGAGCUCUUAAGCAAGCAGAAGAGAGUUUGAAGGGGAAAGGCACAAGUUCUGAGGAUGGCAAACUAUAUAAGGGAAUGAACAGUUACAAAGAUUACAAGGCCGGCUUCCGGAGAGAGCAAACAAUUGCUAGCGAAAAGGCUGGUGGUUCACAUGGUCCUCUCAGGGCUUCGGCUCAUAUAAGAGUUUCAGCGAGAUUCGAUUAUCAGCCUGAUAUAUGUAAGGAUUACAAGGAGACUGGUUACUGUGGGUAUGGUGAUUCCUGUAAGUUUAUGCAUGAUCGAGGGGAUUACAAGUCUGGAUGGCAGUUGGAGAAGGAAUGGGAUGAAGCUGAGAAGGCAAGGAGGAUGAGAUUGGCUGCGGGUGAAGAUGCGGACGAGGAAAGUGCUGAUAUAUCUGAUAGUGACGAUGAAGAUGCAUUGCCAUUUGCAUGUUUUAUUUGUAGGAAGCCUUUUGCGGAUCCUGUUGUAACCAAGUGCAAGCACUACUUCUGUGAGCAUUGCGCCUUAAAGCAUCAUGCAAAGAACAAGAAGUGUUUUGUGUGCAACCAACCAACUCUCGGCAUUUUCAAUGUUGCCCAUGAGAUACGAAAGAAGAUGGCUGAGGAUAAAGAUAAAUGAUUCCCUCUUUACAUAAGGCAUGAUUAAGAGCAACACUGUGUAAUGAUUUGAAAACAGCAUAGGGAUUAGGCAUGUUGUAUUUCGUUGUCUGAAUAAAUCGUUAGAAUGUAGAGGAGUCACGUGUUUUUGCUUCAAGAGACAUUGAUUCUACAUGAUGGAGUUCUUGCAAUGUAUCUGUACUAAAUUUUGAAUAGAUCAACGUGUAGGGGGUUGUCUUGUGAGUUAGAA
Molecule: messenger RNA, 1602 nt
Organism: Arachis stenosperma
Lineage: Eukaryota; Viridiplantae; Streptophyta; Magnoliopsida; Fabales; Fabaceae
Product: zinc finger CCCH domain-containing protein 1
Exons: 4
Coding region: 382-1374 (330 amino acids)
Biological process (GO): snoRNA splicing
Cellular component (GO): U2-type spliceosomal complex
Molecular function (GO): metal ion binding
Source: RefSeq, a predicted model, not a curated record